CUGAAGAGCAGCAGCUGUAACAUCAACCAUCCCAUCUUCCAAGAGGGCACUAAGGGCACCUUCAUAGUCACAUUUGAUGUCUCCUACAAGGCCACCCUGGGCAACAAGUUGCUUCUGAGGGCCAAUGUAAGCAGUGAGAAUAAUAAACCUACAACCAGCAAGACCACCUUUCAUCUGGAGCUCCCAGUGAAAUAUGCUGUCCACAUGGUGAUCAGCAGGAAGGAAGAAUCUACCAAGUACUUCAACUUUUCAACUUCUGAUGAGAAAAGUAAGAAAGAAGCUGAGCAUCGUUAUCAUGUGAAUAACCUGAGUCAGCGAGACGUGACCGUCAGCAUUAAUUUCUGGGUUCCUAUCCUGCUGAAUGGUGUGGCUGUGUGGGAUGUGGCUGUAGUGGCCCCUUCACAGAGUCUCCCAUGUGUGUCGGAGAGGGAACCUCCCCAGCAUCCUGACUUCCUGGCCCAGAUUCCAGGGAGUCUUGUACUGAACUGCUCCAUUGCUGACUGCCUGAGGUUCCACUGUGACCUCCCCUCCUUUGGCAUCCAGGAGGAUGUUGACUUCAUCCUGAAGGGCAACCUCAACUUUGGCUGGGUCAGCCAGACAUUGCAGAAGAAGGUAUUGGUGGUGAGUGUGGCUGAAAUCACAUUCAACAGAUCCGUGUAUUCCCAGCUUCCAGGACAGGAGGCAUUCUUGAGAGCUCAGACGGCGAUGGUGCUUGAAGCGUAUGAGGUCUAUGAUCCUGUUCCCUUCAUCGUGGGCAGCUCUGUGGGAGGACUGCUGCUCUUGGCUCUCAUCACAGCCAUCCUGUACAAGCUUGGCUUCUUCCAACGUCAGUACAAAGAAAUGCUGGAUAACAAACCUGAAGACACUGCCACAUUCAGUCAGGAGGAUGUCAGCUGUGAGGCCCCAAAUUUUCCUUUGUCCUACUAAUUCACUUUUCUGUUUGUCUCUACCCCCAUGGACUGGUCUUGCCUUUGCCUACAAAUCUACUUCCAUGGGAAAAAUUUCUGAAUAGAUCUGGACUUGUCUGAGCAACUUAUCAGGUGCUAAGCCAACUUCUCAAGGCAAUGAAAGGUUUUUAUAUUUUAAUAUAUUUGUCAGUUCUUCAGUAAUGACUCACUUUUUACAGAAGCAAACAUGAAGCCAGCAUGAAUUUUCAUAUAUAUAUAAAGAAUUGCCACAUUAAAUGAGGAUGUUUAUAACACA
Messenger RNA from Callorhinus ursinus (northern fur seal), 1203 nucleotides. RefSeq names its product integrin alpha-D. Lineage: Eukaryota; Metazoa; Chordata; Mammalia; Carnivora; Otariidae. Gene Ontology annotation, biological process: integrin-mediated signaling pathway; cell-cell adhesion; cell-matrix adhesion. Gene Ontology annotation, molecular function: integrin binding. The record is from RefSeq and is a predicted model, not a curated record. Gene Ontology annotation, cellular component: integrin complex; external side of plasma membrane.